AUGUUCACCACAGAAUAUCCUGAAUUCAAUUGGUUGACCCCUGAGUACAUUAAGAACUUGUUAAAAGCUUAUUUAAAAGAUAAAUCUCUUGAAAUUAAAUCCUUAGAAGUUAAAGCAGCUUCUGGAAAAGGAGAAUCUUUCGCCGGAAUUUUACUUCGCGCCAAAAUUUCGUAUUCAACAACAAGCUCUAUUCUCAAUGAAACUUCCUUAAUUCUGAAAACUCAAAUCUGGAAUGACUUCACGGAAAAAACUCUCAAAGUCUACGACAUUCACAACAAAGAAAUGAUAAUUUACGAAAAAAUCUUACCCAAAAUCCGUCAAUUGCUGCUGUCAAUUGGAGAAAAGGGCGACAUCUUUCCCACAGCGAUCCACGUUGAUCGCGAAAACGACGUGAUUGUCUUCGAGGAUCUCUUGUUGAAGAAAUAUCAGAUGAAAAAUCGGCUACAAGGCUUGGAUCGGGAACAUGCCUUACUGGCAUUGUCUAAAAUGGCGAAAAUUCACGCAGCAUCGGCAGUUUUGUACGAAAAGGAUAACAAAAUUUACUCAUCUCUUGUCUCAGGGAUGUUUACGCGUCACACGGAUUGUUACCACACAUUUUUCAGGACUUUUUGGUCGACAUGCGCUUCGGAAGUCAGUAAAUGGGAAGGAUUUGAACAUUAUGGACUCAAAAUGAAGCAAACGACAGAGGAUGUGAUUGAAAAUGCUUGUAAAGCCUAUGAUUUGGAGGAUGGAGACUUUCAUGUUUUGACUCAUGGUGACUUUUGGGUUAACAAUAUAAUGUUUCGUUAUGAUGAAGAAGGAUCGUUGAAAGAUGUUGUUGUGCUCGACUGGCAAUAUGCUACUUAUGCCUCACCAUUUGUAGAUUUAUUCUUUUUCAUAUUUACAUCAACUAAUGAUGAAAUUCGCAUUAAUCAUGCUGAUCUUUUGCAAUUUUAUCACAAAGAACUAACAGAAACUUUGAAAAAAUUGAAAUAUCCGAAGCAUAUUCCAACUUUACUUGAAUUUCGACUACAAUAUUUAAGAAAAUCGUUUUUAAAAGCCACAUCCUCAAUAAUUCAUUUACCAAAUGCAAUAAAUGAAGUAACGGAUGAUUCUGAAUUUGAGUCGCUUCUUUUGGACAAUGAAAAGGCUCGAAGAUACAAGAAUACGGUAUUGAAAAAUCCAAAAUAUCGACAGAUUUUGGAAAAAUUGCUGCCGAUAUUUGAUGCUGAAGGACUACUGGAUGGUCCAAUAUAGCAAAAAAUGUUAAAUUUAUGAAGAUUUUGUAAAAAAAAUAAUUUAAA
Culicoides brevitarsis is the source of this 1283-nucleotide messenger RNA. RefSeq lists its product as uncharacterized. The record is from RefSeq and is a predicted model, not a curated record. The transcript has 3 exons. NCBI's taxonomy places the organism in Eukaryota, Metazoa, Arthropoda, Insecta, Diptera, Ceratopogonidae. Bases 1 to 1236 code for a protein of 411 amino acids.